This is a messenger RNA of Elephantulus edwardii (Cape elephant shrew), 1443 nucleotides long. It is a transcript of the gene CPN2, whose product is annotated as carboxypeptidase N, polypeptide 2. The transcript has 2 exons. Gene Ontology annotation, molecular function: protein binding. The record is from RefSeq and is a predicted model, not a curated record. The coding region runs from base 1 to 1443 and encodes 480 amino acids. Lineage: Eukaryota; Metazoa; Chordata; Mammalia; Macroscelidea; Macroscelididae.
AUGCGUCCAGUAGCCUGGCUGCGCUGGGCCUCCCUGUUGCUCCUGGUUACGUCUGCCCAGCCCUGUCCUCAGGGCUGUGACUGCAUCAUGUGGGACGUCUUCUGCUCCGAGGAGGGGCUGGCCGCUGUGCCGCUGGACAUCCCACUCAACGCCACAAGCAUCGUCUUUGUGGAGACCUCAUUCUCCACAGUAGGCACCAGGGCCUUUCACGGCAGCCCCAACCUCACCAAGGUGGUCUUCCUCAACGCGCAGCUUUUCCACCUCAAGCCAGAUGCCUUUGGGGGGCUACCCAGGUUGGAGGACCUGGAAAUCACCGGCAGCUCUUUCUCCAGCCUCAACGCUGACAUCUUCCCAGAGGAGCUGUUCCAUCCCCUCGCCAGCCUGCAGACCCUGAAGCUGAGCAGCAACGCCCUCUCGGGCCUUCCCGAAGGCGUCUUUGACAAGCUGGGCAGCCUGCAGGAGCUCUUCCUGGACAACAACGUCAUCUCCAAGCUGCCCGCACGGCUGUUCUCGCGGCUCCGCAGCCUGGAACAGCUGUGGCUGCAGCAUAACGCCAUUGCGCACUUGCCGCGCACAGCCUUCUCCUCGCUGCGCAACCUCACCUUCCUGAGCCUGCAGGGCAACGCGCUGCAAACGCUGCCCGAAGAUCUCUUCGCUGCCACCCCAAGCCUGGCAGCGCUGUCCCUGUCCCAUAACCGUCUGGAGACUGUCGCUGAGGGCACCUUUGCCAACCUGAGCCGCCUCACUUCCCUCACUCUUUCACACAAUGCCAUCACCCACCUCCCGGCUGACGUCUUUAGGGACCUGAAGGAGCUGGUCAGGCUUUACCUGGGGAGUAACAACCUGACAGUCCUGCACCCCAACCUCUUCCAAAACCUGUCCAACCUGGAGCUGCUCAGCCUCUCCAAGAACCUCCUCACCACUGUCCCCGAGGGCGUCUUUGACACCAACUACAACCUCUUCAAUGUCGCCCUGCAUGGCAACCCCUGGCAGUGUGACUGCCGCCUGGCCUACCUCUCCAGCUGGCUACAACAGUACAGCGACCGCCUCUUCAACAUCCAGACCUACUGCGCUGGCCCUGCCUAUCUGAAGGGCCAAAUGGUGCCUGCCUUGGAGCAGAGGCAGCUGAUAUGCCCCGUCACCAGGGACCGGCUGGGCUACCAGGCCCCGGGCCUGGAAGACUGGGAGCUGGGGAGCCCCUGGGACCUGGUCGCCGAGGAAAGGGUGGCACGCAGCCGGUGCACCUUCAGCAACCCCGAGGGCACGGUGGUGCUGGCCUGUGACGAGGCCCGGUGUCGCUGGCUGAGCAUCCAGCUGUCCUCUCGGCAGGGCUCGGGCAUCCCGGGACUGGCCUACAACGCCAGUCAGGAGUGGGACUUGAAGUCCAGCUGUGGCUCCAUCCGGGUCACAGUGUCUCUUGAGGCCCUGGCCGGGGAUGCCUAA